AUGAGGACCAAAUCUCUGAAUCUACUACGGACGGCGACAAGGUGUGGUGGUUCAGGGCCACGAGCAAUUUCGAACCGAACAGCUAAAUGCACUUCUCGAUGGUCUUCUACUUCUACAUCAAAUGGUCCGGAACGGCAAUGGUCGACGCCGCUUGCGAAGACGCUGGCUGAAGCUAUCACGACGACGGGCCCAAUUUCCGUAGCGGCGUAUAUGCGGCAAUGCCUUACUCACCCCGAAGGCGGUUAUUACACGAGACAGACGUCAAGCGGACAGGAUCAGUUUGGUACAAAAGGCGACUUUGUGACAUCACCAGAGAUCAGUCAAGUAUUUGGCGAGCUUAUUGGUAUAUGGCUGUAUGCGGAGUGGCUGGCUCAAGGAAAGAAAGAAAAGGUGCAGAUUAUUGAGGUUGGUCCAGGUCGAGGAACGUUAAUGGACGAUGUUCUAAGGACUAUAUCGAGCUUCAAGGCUUUUACUAGAAGCAUUGAAGCCAUUUAUCUUGUCGAAGCGUCACCUUACUUGCAGAAACAACAAGCAAAGUUGCUUUCCGGCACCGAGGAUCUGAAGAAGAGCAGCAUUGGAUUGACUGCACAAUGCAAAUAUAUGCCAGCCUGCAAGAUUGAGUGGUGCGAAGACAUACGGCUUGUACCAAAAGAGCAUACGGCAACCCCUUUCAUCCUCGCUCACGAGUUCUUCGACGCACUCCCGAUCCAUGUCUUCCAAAACAUUGCGCAGUCCUCAGUGCCAGCCUCAUCGACCAUCAUCACACCCACCGGUCCCAUAAAACCAAAGCAUGGAGUAACGACACCCAAGAACACCUGGCAUGAGCUGGUAGUAUCGCCAACCUCGCCGUAUUCCAACUUGAAUGCAGCUAGUUCUUCGUCGUCAAAUAAAGAAGAUGAGAAACUGGACUUUGAACUGACCGUUUCGAAGACACCAACGCCACACUCUUUGUAUUUGCCGAAACUGUCUGAUCGUUACAAGAAACUGGAGGAUACACCCGAUGCGAUCAUUGAGAUUUCGCCUGAAUCUUUUGCUUACGUAUCCGACUUUGCGGUACGGAUAGGUGGCGACAAUGCGAAGUCUCGCAACGUCUCAGCAUCUCAAAACUAUUCAGGGAAAAAUGCUGUCGAAGAGGAAAGCUUUGUAAAGACACAACCGUCUGGUGCAGCCUUGAUCUUGGACUACGGCCCUUUGGAUACUAUCCCAGCGAACACUCUCAGGGGCAUUCGCUCACAUACCACUGUCUCACCUUUUGCGUCACCAGGUCUGGUCGACCUUUCGGCUGAUGUGGACUUCCUCGCUCUCGCAGAUGCAGCUCUAGAUGCCUCUCCUGGGGUUGAGGUUCAUGGGCCCGUUGAACAGUCCUUCUUUUUGUCGACAAUGGGCAUCAAAGAGCGCGCCGAUCGCUUACUCAAGGCAGCGAAGGAUGAGGAUACAAGAAGACGCCUCGAAACAGGCUGGAAGCGUCUGGUCGACAGAGGGCCGAAUGGCAUGGGUAAAACCUACAAAGCCAUGGCCAUUGUGCCGUACAAGAAACAAGGUCCAGUCCGACGGCCGAUUGGGUUUGGCGGUGACAUCACUGCCUGA
This is a messenger RNA of Alternaria postmessia, 1587 nucleotides long. RefSeq lists its product as uncharacterized. Gene Ontology annotation, cellular component: mitochondrion. The record is from RefSeq and is a predicted model, not a curated record. The transcript has 4 exons. Gene Ontology annotation, biological process: mitochondrial respiratory chain complex I assembly. NCBI's taxonomy places the organism in Eukaryota, Fungi, Ascomycota, Dothideomycetes, Pleosporales, Pleosporaceae. Gene Ontology annotation, molecular function: protein-arginine omega-N symmetric methyltransferase activity. The coding region runs from base 1 to 1587 and encodes 528 amino acids.